Messenger RNA from Rhipicephalus microplus (southern cattle tick), 786 nucleotides. RefSeq names its product protein CutA homolog. The record is from RefSeq and is a predicted model, not a curated record. Gene Ontology annotation, biological process: response to metal ion. NCBI's taxonomy places the organism in Eukaryota, Metazoa, Arthropoda, Arachnida, Ixodida, Ixodidae. Gene Ontology annotation, molecular function: copper ion binding.
AAGUAAGUAGAGCGGCGCCCAGUUUUGUUUACGUUUGUAAAUCGCGUUGUUGCUUCUUGAAAUAGUUUUGCUUUAGUGGAGGAAACAAAAAAAAAAAAAAAAACGUGUGUCCCUAGUGCUAUAUUCUUUACAAUUCUAUAGCUUGUUCAAGUCUACAGUAAAUGCCAAUUCUCGUGCCAAAGGUCGUCGAUGUGCUGAAACGAUCUCAGUUUACUUGGACGUCUGUCGGCGUUUUCACGGUCAUCUUUGUUGCGCUGUUAAUGCACCAAGGCCUACUUUCCUUGCUAGCUCGCCGGGCCCUAGCAUCCAUGGCAGGCAUUGGUGCCUCAGGAAACUUCUCCUCUGGUACCUUUUCGGUUUCCUAUGUCACGGCACCCAACCAGGAUGUCGCCAAGAAGCUUGCCACCGCACUUUUCGAAAAGAAGCUGGCAGCAUGUGUCAACAUAGUUCCUGGCAUUACAUCAGUAUACGAGUGGAAAAGUGAAAUUCAGACUGACUCUGAAGUCCUUAUGAUGAUCAAGUCCCGGUCAUCGCGGCUAGAUGAAAUGACAAAAUUUGUUCGAGAAAACCACUCUUAUGAAGUGUGCUUUGUGCUUUCACUGAACAAUAUCCAGCAUGGAAACCCACCAUACCUAAAGUGGAUCUCUGAAGUUGUGCCUGAGGCAGGUGAUGGAAGUGUGAAGCCAGAUGAAGGCCAGGCGAAGUGAGCCAAACAAUGAGCUGGAAUGCCUCAGCAACUGAAUAAUUUGCAAGCAUGAAUAAAAAUGUUCUGUUUGGCAGUACUUC